Haemonchus placei is the source of this 7086-nucleotide messenger RNA. Lineage: Eukaryota; Metazoa; Nematoda; Chromadorea; Rhabditida; Trichostrongylidae. The record is from the annotation of a GenBank genome assembly.
AUGUCCACGACAACACGUUGCCUGGAAGCUACUAAAACGAUGAUGGCAAAGGCAUUGAGUCUUGGCGAUGGACUGCAACCGCCAUUCCUCUGUGGUGCUGCUUUUCCUUGUUUUCCAAUGUCUUUGUUGGAGCGUCGUCUUCAGUUUUCCCACAUCGGGGUCAAACUGGGGAAACUCUACCAAAAACAAUUCCAAUUCUCUCUCACCGUGGGAAGACAUGUUGGGGAACCGGUUUUCCAAUCCUCUCACAACGUGGAGAGACGCUCUGAGUGGCAUGAACAUUCGAAGUAUGUCUCAUUUGUAAGCAAAUCUUCCACGAAAACUCCAUCUGCUUCAAAGAAAACGACUUCGAAGACUCCUUCGAGAAAAGUCACUCCAUCAAAUGUGACGUCGCAUCCUGCCCAAGCUCAUUCUAGCGAUCCUGUCCAUCAAGAGGAAAGUAGACCUCCAACAAAGGGACAGGUUGCUGUCGUCACAGCAGCGCCUACAAAACAUCAAGGAGUACGACCAUCAGACCAUUCAACUGCGGGCGCAAAACACUCAAAAGACCCCAUCACCCCCAAACAAGACGCUCAUUCAGAAGCAAAGCCUACGGUUGAUAUAACUCACCAUGACAGCAACACCCAACGACAUUCGGAAGCAAAUGCGGCGGAGGCUCAUACGGAUGGCUCCAAGAAAACCAAUGAAAACGAUCAAAAGCGCAUCACAGAGGCGGCGAAGCAUCAGCACAGCUCAGAAGGGGCCAAGAGUAAUGACCAUAAUACAACGAAGCGCGAUGAUGACAACCAUCCAUCAGCGAACCAUGGGUCGACCAAGCAUGGAGAGCAUACUGAGAAGCCCAGAGACCCCAGGACCCCUGAUGACGCCAGGGAAACUCACAAAGAUGAUCAUUCAAUCAGGCACACCACCAAAAAAAGCAAGCCCUCAGAAGAAUCCAAGAAAUUCCCCGAAGACCAUUCAACAGCGAAGCCUGCGCGUGAGCCGACUAAGCGGACAGACACCUCUGAAGAGCAUAAGAAUGACGGUCAUCCAACAUCAAGAGAUUCCUUGAAGCACACCAAGAAAAGCGAUAGCUCUGAAAUACCUAAACAUAGCAAUAACUCUGCAUCGAAGAGUCCCACCGAGUCCUUGAAGCAGACAGAUAGUCCGGAAGGAUCAAAAAAUGAUCAUCCAGCAACAAAGAAUCCAGUGGAGCCCACCAAGCAUAGCAAUAGCUCCGAUGGAUCCAAGCAUGACGAUGACCCUGCGACAAAGGACCCAAGUAAUUCUGUCAAGCAGACAGCCCAUUCAAAAGGACCUGGGAAUGACCACCCAGAAACAAAAAGUCCAGGGGAGCCCACCAAACAGAAGGAUAGCUCGGAUAAAUCAGAAAAGGACGACCACUCUGCCUCAAGGGACCCUAGUGACACUGUCAAACAAACAGCUGGCUCGAGAGAAUCUAAAAGUGACCACUUGGCAACAAAGGGUUCUCUUGAGCAUACCAAACGAAGCAAUACCUCUGAAAGGUCCCAACAUGACGAUCACUCUGCAACAGAACCCGUGAAGUCGCACCGCUCUGAGGGACCUAAGAAUGACAAUCGUCCGACAACAAAGCAUUCCAUGGAGCAAACCAAAAAGAGCGAUAGCUCUGAAAAAUCUAAAGAUGACAAACACUCUCCAACGAAGGACCCUACUGACUCUAUCAAGCAGACGGAUAGCUCUAGAGAAUCUAAGAAUGAUCAGUCGGCAACAAAAGGACAUAUUGAGCAAACCAAACGGGGCGAUAGCUCUGAAAGACCCGGACAUGACAAUCUUUUUGUAACAAAAGACCCUAAAAAUUCUAUUAAGCAGACAGACGGCUCUCACGUUAGCAAGAAUGGCGAUCAUUCUGACGACUCUGCAGCAAACAAAUCCGUCGACCCUACGAAGCCACGCGAUAGCUCUGGAAAAUCGGGAGAUGGUGAUCACCCUACAACAAAGGAUCCUGUUAGGCAUACCAAGCAAAGCGAUAGCUCUGGAAAGUCAAACCAUAGCGAUGACUCUGCAAAAAAAGAUCCCAGUGAGUCUCCCAAGGGAACAGAUAGCUCUAGAGGACCUAGGAGAGAUCGUUCGGUGACUGAAGUUCCUGCGGAUCACACCAAAAAGGGCGAUAGUUCUGGAAAUCCCAAGGACGGUGACCACUUGGCAACAGGGCAUCCAACUGAUUCUGGGAAACAGAAAGGGUCCUCAAAUGAGCCCAAAAAUGGUGAUAAUCCGACAGUAAAGGAUUCCGUGGAGCCUACAAAGCAGAGCGAUAGCUCUAACUCUGGAAAAUCCAAUGACAACUCCGCAACUGAAGAUCCUUCUGAGUCUAUGAAACGGACCGGCCAUUCUGAAGGGCCUGAUAAUGACGAGCACUCAGCGACAGAAGGUUUCACUGACCACGACAAACAAGGAGAUAGCUCAGGAAAAGCAAAACAUGACGACAGCUCCAUAACGAAGGACCCUUCUAAGUCUCCCGAACAAAAGCGUGCCUCCAAAGAAGAUAAGAAUGGUAAUUCAGUAACAAAGGAGCCCGUCGAACAUACCAAGAAAAGCGAUAGCUCUGAAGGAUCCAAAAAUGGCGUUAGCUCUGCAACGAAGGACCCUUCCGACUCCAAAGGGCAGACACACCGUCCUGAAGGUCCUAAGAAUGAUGAUCGUUCGGUCACAAAGGGAUCCGUUGAGCAUACCAAUGAUAGCGAUAGCUCUGAAAACACCAAACAUAAGGACGAUUCGGCAACUGAGGACCCAACCGACUCCAUAAAGCAGACAGACCGUUCUGAAGGGCCUAAUCAAGUCACGGAGGAUUCUGUUGAGCCUACUAAGCAAAGCUAUAGUUCUGAUGGACACUCCGGCAAUCACUCGGCAACGGAGGAUUCCGUCGCGCAUACUAAGCAGAGCGAUAGUUCUGAAAGAUCAAAACAUGUCGACGACUCUGCAACAGAGAACCCCACUGACUUUCCCAAGCAGUCACAUCCCUCUCAAGGGCCUAAAGUGGGCAAUCAUUCGGCAACAACGGGUUCACCUGAGCACACCAAGAAGAGCUUCGACUCGGAAAGGUCUACACAGGACGAGCGCUCUGCAACAAGGAAUCCUACUGAUUCUGGUAAGCAAACAGGUCGCUCCAAAGAAAGCAAAGAUGAUCACACAACACCGGAGCAUUCCGCUGAACCCACAAAACAGAAAGAUAGCUCUGGAAGUCCCAAGGAUGUUGACCACUCUGGAGCAAGGUCCACUGACCCCAUCAAACAAGAAAACAGCUCAAGAAGGCCUAGCGGAGAUGACCAUUCGGCAACAGCGGGUCCAGCUAAGCACACUAAGCAAAGUGAUAGCUCUGGAGUAUCCAAAGACGGUAACCACUCUGUAACAAAGAGCCCUACUGAGCUCUCCAAGCAAACAGGUGGCUCUGCAGGGUAUAAAAAUGGCCAGUCAACAAGGAGUCCUGUUGAGCACACAAAGCAAAGUGAUAGCUCUGGAAUAUCAGAACAUGGCGGUCACUCUGUAGCGAGGGCAUCUACUGAGGGCGUCAAGCAGACUCAAAGCUCUGGAGGUGUUGGAAAAGACGAUCGCUCGUCGACGAAGAGUUCUGUUGACCACACCAAGGAGAGCGAUAGCUCUGGAAAAUCUAAACAUGGCGAUUCUACAACAAAAAACACGACUGACUCGAUCAGACAGACAGGCCUAUCCAAAGGGCCUGAAAAUGGCAACCAUCCAACAACGAGGAGCUCGCUCGAAAACACCAAGUCUGGAAAUAGCCUUGAAGGAACUGAAGCUGUCAAGCACUCAACAGAAAGGGACACUGCUCAGUCCGACAAGCACGUAAACGAUUCUAGAGGAAGCACUGUUGCUGGUCAUUCACCAGCAGAGCACGGCACCAAAGCCACUGCCCAUUCAGGUGGUGCAGAAGACGAGCAUAACGACAGCUCCACAGCAAAGUACAACCAAACCAAAAGUACUCCGCGCAUUGACAAUUUCGAUAAGUGCAUGUUUACUAACUAUACGGUAAAGUCUACCACCGAAGUGAGAGAACAGUCGGAGAGCUCGGAAAGACGUACGAGUCGGGAUCAAUCAAGAACGACGACUUCUACUUCAUCGAAGAACGGAGGCAAUUCUGUAAGGCCUGGAGGCCGUUCAAAGGCGACUACAGAGAAGACCAUGCUAUCUGACAGCUCUAAAAAAGUUACCAAUGGCAACCACUCAGGGAGAAACACUACCGAAGCGACUAAACGUUCAAACCACUCUGAAGGGUCUCUGAGUAAUAAAGUGACAACGGCAAAGAGCCUCAAGGAGGAUACCAAACGUACCGAUCCUGGAACUGUUAUUAAUGGUCAUUCUACAGCGAAGAAUACCACUCAGGCAACUAGACCCUCAGACGGGAAAUCCACGGGUGUAGAUGGCUCGGGAGAACUCAGUAAUCACUCAAUGACGACUACUAAAGGAACUGAGUCAGGAGAUGGUUCCAAAGUUCGGGCUAGCGACGACCAUUCGCCGACGAAGGGCGCUAAACAGGCCACCAGGCCUAUAGGCCGCUCUGAAGGGCCUUCCACUAGGGACUGGUCAAAGACAAAUAGCACCAGAAAGGACAGCAGGGAUACCGGUAGUCGUAAGACUACGAUAGACAGGAAUUCUACAGCAGAGAGCGCUACUGAAGCAGUUCAACCUUCAAAAGGUACGGGGACACCCAGGAAAUCUGGUGAUUCUGCAAUGAGCACUACUGAGGAGACUAAGCUGGCUGGCGAUCAUUCAAAUGCAAAGGAUCCUACAAAGGCUACCACGAGUAUGGACCACUCUGAAGGGUCUCCAGUGAGUGACCGGUCACCGGCAAAGAAUACUAGCCAGGAUAGCAAGUAUGCCAAUGGUCCUGGGACUUUGAUAGGUAGGAUCUCUACAGAGAGACUUGCUACUAAGCUCCCCGAACACAAUACAGAAUCUUAUGACUAUAAUUAUAACUAUAAUUAUACGUACCCUGAAAUUUCCUCAGCGAGGAAGACCACGGAGUCAGCUGAGCACUCGGAAGGUUCCGAGAAACCCUCUGGAGGCAGAGAAUCGCCCACGAAGAACACUACAGAGGCGGCUAACCAUACUAACAUCACCUUCAAGCCUGAGAAUGGCAAUAGUUCAUCAACGAAGAGGGCCGCAGAGGCUACUGGUGGUGCUCUACCUUCUAAAGGGUUCGCUACAACCAGGCGUACAAACACUUCCAUCGAACCCGGCAAUACGCAGUCAGAGUACGCGACUGAGGUGUCUGUCCAUACAGAUGGUUCUGAGGACUCUGGAAAUGGCAUUCAUCCAACAGUUAGUCAAGCGGCUGAGGGACAUAGCCAUGGAGGUGGGUCCGAAAGACCCAGUAUCGGUAGUUUCACAGUUUCAAACGGUGCUAUCGGUGCAGUUGAUCAUCAGCAUUCAUCUAAUGAGCCUCACAUUGAAGGCUUAAUGAGAAAGACCACCGAAAAGCAAGAAGUUCGAAAUGAAAGACGCGGCGACGAGGAGCACUCGACAGCAAGCAUCACUGCCGUAACAGACAAGCAGCAGACAUCCUCUGAAAAACCUCCUCAUGGAAACCAUUCAGCGACCAAAAGCGGCGCUAGGCAAGGUGAACGAGAAGAUGGAUCGGGAACGACUGAGAAAGCUAGAUCUGAUAAACUUACUCAUGAACGGAACAACUCAACAACAGAGAAAACUAGUGAGACGGCUUUGAAUGGAGCUAUUUUUGUUUCGACCACUCCUGAAGCACCCUCCAUGGGAGGGGUUGUCACUAGUCCCAUUGAGAAGGAGAGCAACUCUAGCAGACAACAUUUCGCCGAUUCUUUCACAUUAGCGGUUACUAAAUCGGUAAAUGGCAGAAAAGACGAUUUGGAAAGGUCCACCAAGGCCUAUUCUGCAGCUGUACAACGACAUUUCAUAAAUAGAAAUGGUAAACAAGACAACGAACAACAACAAACAACAGCAGCUCAUCUAACCAUGUCUCAUGAAGGCGUUUAUGGAAAAGGCAGUGCGGAUCACUUAACGACAAGAAGCAAACCUAGCAAUAUCGAUGCCCAGAAGGAUUCCGAAGGGUCCGAUGGCGAUGACCAUCCGUCAGGGAAGACCUCUCAUGCAAAACAACAUCUAGCUUCGGCUAAAAACUUAUCCGAUCAAAGUAACAAUCACGAUCUUGCAGGAAAUGAGUCGAGGAACCAUCCACCAAACAAGACAGAACAACCCUAUGGCUUACCGUUGUCGCCCUCGACCAAAGAAGCACUCCGUAAAGGAGCUAUUCGGGCUUACAAGACGAGUAUUUCCGUAGAUUUACCGCAUUCCACAACAGAAACGAUCCAUCAUAGGGGAGAAUAUCGGAAUGCCCCUAUUCAGACAUAUAAUUCCACGGUGAAAGUCGAAGUGACCACGGAACACGGGUCGUCUUCAGCCAGGGAUAUGGCACCUACAGUAAUUGCUCCCACGAAAUCUUCUGUUCCAACGAUGGAGGCGAAGUUAAGGCUUGGGCAUGAUUCUUCUUCUGCCAACAACACAACGUCUGCAGAACCUGCCCAUACAACACUACCUAUCAUGGCAAUGACAACUGCAAGGCUUCUGAAGGUUGUAAACGAAACCGUCACAUAUCUCCAGGAUGGCUCUGUGGUUCUUAUGCAACGGCUGUUCUAUUCAAAUGGGACUUCCGUCUACCGUAACAUUACGAAACUUGGCACAACGACAACAAGAACGUCACCGGAAUCUGUCCCUCGACCAACACCUACAGAGCACAUUGAAAAGCAACCACUGUCUGAAACAACGCCCAUAGUACCGAAUCCUCCAGGCGUUAUAUUCGGACCCAAAAACGAUUCAGGACAGUCAGUUACGAAAUGCCCUCAAAUCGAGGUCGACCUAUCGAACAGUAUCUCACCUCUUCCGAAUUCAACAGAACUCUCAGGUCCUCAGCUACCUGGGACGUUGGUUAUUCACAUGUGCUCUGUCUCGUAUGUAUUUCCAACGCUUCAACAGCCGUUGAAAAUCUAUGAGUGUCUAAACACUGGAGAAUGGACCGACAAUAACAACGGCGACAAAUGCGAAUAUGUUGCACCUCGUCGGAAGAACUCUGCUGAUCUGUAG